UUUAUUCAUGCAACUCAAACAAUCGCGUGAUUUUAAACAAAACGUUUGUAAGGUCAAUAAUUAGAACCUAUGGAUAACAAUCUCUUACUACAGUUCUACACAAUCGGACCCACUGAUGCUAUAAUAUUAGAACCCUCUCUACAAACUAUUGAUUAACUCAAUUUGUGAGCAUUUUAGAUAAUUAGACGCAAAUUAUAGUUUAACCAAAGCAUCCGAAGGGUAUAUUCAAUUUCUAAAUUAUAUGGCACAUUUCUAUAUAAGUCGUAGAUAUGCAGAUUCAUUCAAAAUACAAGUGAUAUAUCACAAAAUGCUGUUCAUUUUAAGUACUCUAUGUUUGGUAUAUUCCGUUUGGGGCAGUCCAAACAGGGAUAUUUAUCAAAAAAUUCCUAAGGUCGACGUUGAUGAAGUUCUGACAAGCGAUGCAGUCCUCGAACAUCAUUUCAAUUGUAUCAUGGAGAGAAGUGGAUGUCCAGACCUGAUUGAUGAAAUUAAGUUUAUUGUACCUGAGAUUAUGAAAACCAAUUGUGGGAUGUGCACUGACGAAGAAAAAGCUGUUGUCAAAAGAGUAACGACACAUGUUAGGGAAAAUAGACCAGAGAUGUGGGCAGAAUUUUCCGAUAGAUUCGAUCCAGAGAGAAAAUUCCAAAUUUAAAUUAUGGGAUUCAGAUGGAGAAUUUCAGUAGAUAGUAAAAAGUGAAGAUGAACUAUCUCAAAAUUAUAUUUAUUAUCCAUAUAAACUCCUUACUGUCUCUUUUAUUUCUUAAGCUUAUUUUAUUUUUAUAUUAGUAUCCAUAACUCUAGAAUGAAUUUCUUAUCAUAAAACCAUAAAGAAGGAAUAUCAGCGGCAGCGUUUUUGAAGAAAUUAUUGAUCAAAAGCAGUUUAAAGAAUUUACUUUGAUCAAUCAAUUAUAUUUCCGUCUGUAUUGAAAAUUCGUUUGUUUAAAAACAAACUUAGAUGGA
Harmonia axyridis is the source of this 960-nucleotide messenger RNA. RefSeq names its product allergen Tha p 1-like. Bases 242 to 652 code for a protein of 136 amino acids. The record is from RefSeq and is a predicted model, not a curated record. The transcript is spliced from 2 exons. NCBI's taxonomy places the organism in Eukaryota, Metazoa, Arthropoda, Insecta, Coleoptera, Coccinellidae.